CCAGUAUAUUUAGUAAACGGCAAUACUCAUAUUAACUUGGAUUCAGACAUGCUUAACAGUCACAAAAACAUUUUUUACUGUAGAUAUUAAUAUAAAAUCUACAGUAAAUUCAAUUUGUCUCUGAUUUUUUUUUUGCAAGGAGGAAACAGAAAAUAUUUGAAAAGAUUCAUUUUUAGAAAAUGAUGCAAUAAUAACUGCUUUACUGAGCUUGUUUUUUUUAAUUAAUAAAGUUCCUUUUUUCAUGUAAUAAUAAGAUUAUUAUUAAUUAUCCACACAGAUGUUGGAAGUAGUUUUUUUUUCUGAAGAACAUUUCUUUUUAAUAGAAUUCAAUUCUACUGAAGCCAUUAUUUUCCAUAUUUUAAUUAGACUUUUGGGGUUUUGUCAGUAAUGUCAGUUUUCCAUUGUUUAAAACAUGUUAUCACAUAUGCAUCAGCAAGAAACUGAACAGUUUCUAUUUUCACUGCCUUCUUCCACAGAAAGGCUUCACAAAAACAAAUGCAGUAUUAAGGCUUUGUGAUUAAUAACAACUUUUCAUUAAAACGUAGGUGCAAGAAUAUGCAAAUGUUCUUCCAAAAUCUUACAAUGCAAGAAGAGAAGUGUAUGAAAACAACCACAACAUUAACACAAUAGAAAUACUUAAAGAAAGCCAUUAAUAAUCAGAAAAAUUUUUUACUAAUUGAUUAAAGAUACAUUCCUUUUUAUUAAAGAAUAAAGAGUGAAUGCAGCUUUGUAUUUAUGGAAACUAAUGUGUACAGUUUCUAUUAAAACAGCCCCAUAUCCCUUGAGCUCUUUCACAUUUUGUCACCUUACCAUCACAAACUUUAAUGUACUUUAUUGGGAUUUUAUGUGAUGAGCCAACACAAUGUAGGUCAUAAACAUGAUGAGAAGAAAAAUUAUGCAGGGCUUGCAAAUAAUUCUGCUGCCGCUACACCUACUGGACCAGGUGGUGUCUGAAGAUCAAUUUUCAAUUCUUACCAAACAUUCCUCAUUGAAUUUAAUUACAGACUUUAUUUGGGCCAUUGUAACACAUGAAUAUGCUUGAUCUAAAGUAUUCUUUGGUAAUCCGGCUGGAUUGUUAGGGUCGUGUCCAGUCCUGGUUUUUAUUCAGCCCAGAAUAUGUGUUGACUUUUAGCCCGAAGAUCCUGUCCAAGUUUAGCUUAAACAAAGACACUGAAAGUGAGGCUUAGUUAGCCUGCUUCAUUACCCAACCACCUUUCAACCUGCCGGUUCAAUCAUUCAAUAAACCUUUAUAGAGAUUUACACACCCAAGUGACCAAAGCGCUGCACAGGUCCAAAAAUAAACAGAAGACAAAAACAUAAAAAUGACCAAAAGGACAGGAACACCAAAAAUACCUCAAAUGACCAAGAAGAACAGAACUGCUAAAUACAAUCAAACAGUAAGAAAAAGAAAAAAAAACUAAUAAUUAAAAGCAGACUGAUACUGGAAUUAAAAGCCAAGUUAAAAAGAUGAGUUUUUAAAUGGGACAUAAGACGAGUCCUAGGAACAUCUAAAAGCAACAGAAGUUCAAACUUCUCCUUGGAACAUGCAUGUGCAGAAACUCUGGUAGGCCAGGUAAGAGGUGCCUGACUGUUUAAACACUUAAAAGCAAAAAUUUAAAUCUUAAAAUCAGUCCUUAAACGUACAGGCAGCCAAUACAGGGAGGAUAAUAUGGGGCCUGUUAAUUAUACCUUGAAGACUAUAUUGUUUUUCUUCCCCUUCAGAGUUUUGCUACAAAACGUUUUGUUCUUGAAAAACCAGGGUUGCCUAAUGUAAAUAGGCUCAGCCUGACCAAGAACUGGACAGACAGACUCAUGAUAACAGAGGAUAAAUGGACAUUCCACAGAGCGCAAAAAAGUACUGAGGGGAAAACACCCCUUACACCGCUUACUCUGCUUCUGAGAGUACCCUGUUACUUCUGUAUUGUUUGUACUUCUGUGGUUUCUCUUUUUCAAAAAUAUUACUACUUUGCCAGCGCAUGCAAACAAAGAACAUAAUGGAAUCACAAGAAAGAAAACAUGGGCCAGGCAUCUUCACUCUCCUCCACCCGCUGUCAGUUUUCUUACGUAUAUCUGACACAGAGAGAGAAUCCACGGCGUCAUCAAACUCAAACCACAACUCAAUAUUAAUUCCAUAUUGGGGGGGGCAGUUUAAUUCGGUAUUGUGAAGAAAAUGCACACAAAUAAAACAUGGUGAUUUACUGCAUUUAGGCAAUUAAAUGGAAAUUUCUAAUUUUAGUUCUUGUAAAUAGUACAUAUACACAACCAGUAUAUGUACUGAAAAAAAUUUAACAACUACAAUAAUAAUAAAAAUCGUAAUGACUCAAUAUUAUUACUGAGGGUAAUGUUUGAUUAGUAAUUGAGGACACAUCAUUCAAAAAUGAAGCGUUAUAUUUUAAUGCAUUUAGGCAUUCUAAAAAUAAAAUGAUGUUAAUAUCUUAGCUUAUAUACAGUUUUAACAACAAUAUUAAUAUUAUUAAUAUUAAUAAUAAUAAUAUUUGAAUGGUUUCUCUGAAACAUUUUUUUUAAAUCAAUAGUAAAGACCUCAUGGGAGGAGCCCUCCCCAUUAAAAAAUUUCCCCGCAUGUAUGAAGUAUCUUUAACCGUUUCCCUUCCAGUAAGUCUCCUCCCUUUUAAUUCUAGCACAAUUUGGGUAUAAAUUGGCUGCAGAGAUGAACCCCAAAACAUGCACUUGUGAGCUUUCCAGCAAUAUCCUGCAAGAGGCAUUUUUGUCCUGUCGGAAAUCCACUGAACCCACUGAGCCGCGUCUUCACUUCUCUGAGGGUCCACUCUUCAUUUUUUUUUCUCUGCAGUGUUUAUCCGCCUUGUCCAGCAGCAGCAGUAUGACUCCUCGGUCUCUCAUCCUGUGCGUCCUGUUCCUGAUGUCCUUCUUGAAUUCUGCGUGGUGCGUUCCCAUGUGCAACAACCGGUGCUGCCGCUUCGUGGAGGAAUUCCCUGUCAGGCUGAAGAAGCUCAGGCAGGACUAUUCACAGCUCAGAGAUUUCUAUGAAGCAAACGACGACUUGGAUGAGGCACUGUUAGACCAGACCGUCGAGGAUUCCUUUAGGAGCCAGUUUGCCUGCCAAGCCAUGAACAGCAUCCUUGACUUUUACCUGAGCACGGUUCUGCCAACUGCCAUGGACGGAAUGACUAAAGAAACCGCAAAUUUGAAACCUCAUGUGGAGUCCAUACAGCAGAUUUUCGAUAAGCUCAAGAGGGAUGUCAAUAAUUGUAAAAAUUACUUCUCCUGCAAGAAGCUGUUUGAUAUCAAUAGCCUACAUUUGACCUAUGCACAGAUGGAGAGUAAAGGUGUUUUUAAGGCAAUGGGGGAGCUGGGCCUGUUGUUUAACUACAUUGAGACGUACCUGGCAUCUAAACGGCAUAGAAACCAAUAGUGAAGACCAGCUGACUUUAUUGAGACUAACAAGCAUCUACUUCAACUUGUCCAGAACUAUGAAUGUAAUUAUAGACCUGCUGAACUGUCUUUGUUUUUCAAAGAUUGUUGUUUACUUGUUUUUGUCCCAAGGACAAGUUUUUGUUUGAAAACUGUGAUCUGUUGCACACAGAAAUAUAGAAUAACUGUAUUUUUCAGUAUGAAGGAUAUUUAUUUAUUUGCAUGUGUCAUAUAAUGUAUUUUGAUAUUUAUUGCCUGUUUUCUACUUUAUUAAAAAAAUAAAGAUUAUAAAAAAGGGCAAGUUUCUCUGCUGACUUUAUUUACCAAGAUGAUAAAACUGCCAUCAUGUGAUUGUAUGUUGGAAUGACUAACAGGGAAAUAUAUACUUUUUCACAUCCUGCAGAUUGAAUACAUGCAGAACCAGUGUGUAAACUAGACAUGCUGAUGCACUAACCUCAAACAUGACCCAUAUACAUCACUUACCAGCAGCAGAUCGAGCCUGUGUGUCAACUUACCGUAACUGUAACUAGCCAGCCUCACCCUCAUGGCAUAUGCACACUUGCACACAAACACAUGCAUGCAGAAAGAAUCUCGCUUAGUCACACACACAUUUAUAUAGCAGAAGUAUCGCGUGGGCUUUAAAUCAACCCUGCAUUGAAAAGUGGGAAAUGUAUAGUCUUAGUUAGCCUCUUUGAAUUCAGUUCAAAACAAUGAAACCACUUAACUUAAACUAUUUAAUUUGGCCUUUCAUUAUAUGUCAUGAUACUUCUUGAUGUUAUUCUUCGAAUGCUUUUUUUCAGUGAAAUUUUAAUUGCUUUGUGUAUAAAUCGUGCCAUACAUAAAAUCGACAUUGCUUUGGCACACAAGUUUGCUUUGCAUCUUGCAGAAGCAUUGUUUAAAUUUUAUGUAGCGGUAUCGCUCUGACAGAAGUGUCUGUAAGCUCAUGAUUUGGCUCUCUCUAUACUUGACUCAGGGCUUUGCACUGAAACUACUCUAUGGCGUCUCCUCGGUCAUUUGUUUAGUCAGUGUGGGCUGAUUUGAGUAGUAUCAUUCCUGCAUUGACAGUACUUAUGAAAAAGCUAUCAUUCAUAACAUCAGUACUACAAACGUAAACCCUUUAUUUUUACCCACAUUAACUGCAGCUUUUUCAGAUGUAUAAAAAAUAAAUAAAAAAUGAACAAGAGUUUACACUUUAAUACUGCUUAAACACAUAGCAAGAGUUUCAAGAGUUGUUGAAGUCAGUAUGGCCACAUGUGGCUGUUAUGGAAUGAGUGUAAACCUCUGCUCAGACACCAAUGUUUUCAAAGCAGGGUGGGAAAAAGGAUCUCACAAGUCAAAAGAUGGAGACUCUAAUAAGCAUCUAGCAAAUGCUGAAAUAAUGACAGUAUCUAUUUUCAUUAAAGCCAAAAGACCUUGUAACUUUACAUGCAAAACAUUUCUUUGCCUUUCUGAAGAAAAGCAAUAGUUUAUUUUUUAGAAGAGGUUCGGCAAAGUCUUCAUGUGCAGUCACAAUCUUACUCAUUAGAGAAACCAGCCAGAAUGUACAGGAAAGAAAUCCUGGAUGUACAUAAACUCUACAUGCAAUGUUAUAAACAAUUAGUACUAAUGUGGAAAACUACACCACUGCUUUUAUUUUUCAUAACUUUGCCCCACCAACUUUUGCAUAGUAUUACUUAUUUAGUGGAGCAGUUGUUAGCAUUGUUACCUUGCAGCAAGAAUGUCCUAGGUUUGAAUCCCCCAGGCGGUGUUCUUUCUACAUGGAGUUAGCAUGUUUUCUUCAUUCAAGUGUAGGUUAUCUCCAGGUACUACAGCUUCUUUCCACAGUGUAAAAAAUAUGCAUGUUAGGUUAAUUGGUCACUCUAAAUUGCCCUUAGGAGUGUGUGUGUGUGUGUGUGUGUGUGUGUGUGUGU
Girardinichthys multiradiatus is the source of this 5300-nucleotide messenger RNA. RefSeq names its product interleukin 10 (gene il10). Gene Ontology annotation, cellular component: extracellular region. Gene Ontology annotation, molecular function: cytokine activity. Bases 2669 to 3391 code for a protein of 240 amino acids. NCBI's taxonomy places the organism in Eukaryota, Metazoa, Chordata, Actinopteri, Cyprinodontiformes, Goodeidae. Gene Ontology annotation, biological process: immune response. The record is from RefSeq and is a predicted model, not a curated record. The transcript is spliced from 5 exons.